CGUGUACAUAUUCAAUGUAGUGGAAUGUAGGAUGUAUGUAUAACAUUGGUUUUUUUUCAAACGCUUUACAACACGUCCCGCAGCAGUAUUUAGAUACAAGUUUAAAUACAACACAUUACACUAGUCUGUUAAAAUAACCAGCUGCGCAAGUAUAAGUAUCCGAGUACAGUACUCGGCGUGUAUAUGCUUGUUUAAGUCGGCUUUUUUAAGUCGUGGAAUGGCUGCGUGUGCUUCCUACAACCCCUUAACAGUGUGCAUCAUAACACCCUGGGAAAGCUAGCAGGGGAACCGUGGUCAUAAACUAUUAUAACCAUCAAACUCAGAAUUAGAUAAGACUAAAAUACGGCCAUAUAUUCCUUAUUUCAUAUAGUGUUUAACGAAUAGAUAGACACCCAUCGCAACUUCACAUAACUUUUAACAUGGGCAACGACAAUACUGCGAAGGAUGUGGUGGUGGAGGGCGUAGUUUCCGACUUUUUCGAAGGCGCGGAGAAGCUACUUGAAUUGUGGUUUGAGCCCUCAGAAACAGGACAAUCACUGCGGUUGAUAAAACGGGAGGAUAUAGAUGAGUUUUUGCGUGUGGCGGGUUGCUGCGUUGUCGCGCAGUGCUCCAACGAGAAGUGGGAUUCCUAUGUCCUGAGUGAGAGCAGCCUCUUUAUCAGCGAUGACAUGUUUCUGCUCAAAACCUGCGGCACCACAACACUUCUGGCGGCUAUUCCUAACAUGAUUUCGCUGGCGAAGGAUCUCGGGCGCAAUAACGUUGAUGAUGUUUUCUACUCUCGUAAUCAAUUCAUGGAGCCGGAACAGCAACCCGCACCGCAUGUGAGCUUCGAAGAAGAGGUGAAGUUCCUGGACUCUCUGUUUGACGGCGCUGCGUACCAACUGGGGCGGCUCAACGGAGAUUCCUGGUACCUAUAUAUGUUGGAUCACCCAGAUGGCUCGAUUGAGAAACCGGAUCAGACCAUGGAAAUUUUGAUGAUGGAUUUGGACCAGGAAGCCAUGAAGGCCUUCCAUGUAUCGCCUGAGUACCCCACAACCGAAGUGGUGACCAAAAAGUCAGGGAUUGCCGACUUCUUACCCGGAGCCAUGACAUCCGGGGCAUUGUUUAAUCCAUGUGGAUACAGUGUCAAUGGAUUGCUGGGGGAUGCUUACUUCACAAUACACGUUACACCCCAGGAAGGGUUCUCAUACGCGAGUUUCGAGACCAAUUACUUGGCCGAGGAUUACACAGAGCUGAUCCAAAAGGUACUGAAGACCUUUUGCCCCGGCAAGUUUGUUAUGACGGUCUUUGCCAAUCCCCAGGCCACGUGCACGCACUCAGCCAAGGCCUACGACGCCGAAGAACUGACAGGCUACAAUCGCACCGAGCGCCAAGAGUAUCAGUUCAACAAAUACAAUUUAAGUUAUGGCCACUUUUCACGAGAUUUGGCCACAUCGACUGAGGAUGUGUCUAGAGCUAGUGCGACAGCGGAUCAUUGCAGAUAGCAGUAUGGCCCAUGUCGCGAUAAAAUAAAUAAUUGUGUACGAAUUCACGUUCCGAUCCUGA
Sphaeroforma arctica JP610 is the source of this 1545-nucleotide messenger RNA. Its product is annotated as adenosylmethionine decarboxylase. Gene Ontology annotation, molecular function: adenosylmethionine decarboxylase activity. Gene Ontology annotation, biological process: spermidine biosynthetic process; spermine biosynthetic process. NCBI's taxonomy places the organism in Eukaryota, Ichthyosporea, Ichthyophonida. The coding region runs from base 420 to 1484 and encodes 354 amino acids. Gene Ontology annotation, cellular component: cytosol. The record is from RefSeq and is a predicted model, not a curated record. The transcript has 5 exons.